Molecule: messenger RNA, 3629 nt
Organism: Penaeus chinensis
Lineage: Eukaryota; Metazoa; Arthropoda; Malacostraca; Decapoda; Penaeidae
Exons: 4
Coding region: 293-3133 (946 amino acids)
Source: RefSeq, a predicted model, not a curated record
UGCAACAAGCAGCCGCGCACCGUCAUUGCUCUCUAUCAACUCCUCAGUCGGACGGAGGCAGCGGCGAGGAGGACAUCCGCAAACGGCAGCUCCUAGCCGCUGGAAGCUGUACGGUUACUUAUUAAUUUCUUCAUGUUAGACAAGAUUACCAGUGGAGAGGUGCGAUUUAUCUCAGAAAAUAAGAGAUUUGUGAACGACUGCCAGUGCCCAAGUUGAAAGAGACUAAUGGUAAUCAGAAAAAGUGAUACAUUGAGAACAUUGAUAGCGUGCUUCAUUGCUUUCCUUAUUAACAAUGUUGCCUGAGGGGUACUCUGAAGAAGAUUUCAUCUUCGCCAAACUUUUUAAAGGUGUAUGUGAAGUUGGCCAAAUGGUUAUGUGUCAACUUGCAAAGGAUAUAUAUUGUCAUCCUUUAACAGAUGCAGAUAAUGGGCAUAUGCACCUGAAAACUUAUUGUGCAAAUAGGAAUAUAAACUUAAGUAUGAAUUUCUUUCCAAAUUUGAUUGAGACUGAUAUCACUAAAGAAUUCUUUGAUAUAUCAGCAGCAAAUAUAAUUGUGAAAGAUAUCUGUUUAGAUUUUUACAACAGCUUAAGUGAACAGUGUAAAUCCAGUAUAAAAGAUUUAGUAGAAAUGAGGAAUGUAAUUUGUCAUAGAUAUGGAUGCAAAGAGGAUGAUAUGAAAGUAAAACUUAAUCUGGUAAAAACUGUUAUCAAAAACAUUUAUGAAGAAACUGGAAAAAUAUUGAAAAAGAGUUAUGAUUGUGACAUAUCAAGGGCAGAAGAAAUUAUUGACAACAUUAUAAAUGCAAAAUUACAAGACAUCUCUGAUGAUUUUCUGAGUGAUACUGAUAAUUUUAAGAAAAGACUCCGAUUUAAAAUGAUAUCUCAUGGUCGCAAUAAACUUCAUGUCUGCUAUAGUAAGUUGACAGUUCUCAAUCCAUGCACCUGGCUGGGUGAAAUUGACUACAAAAUCCUCACUAAGGACUUUGAUCAUACAAAAUGCUCAAAGAUUGACAGGUUUAAAGUUGACAAGAUUUACACAACACUAAAAAUUGCAGACAAAAGAAGCAAUCUUGAUGUCAAAGACCUGUUGAUUACCACGGAUAGGAAAAGACGUGAAGAAUACAUACCGCAAAUUUUGCUGUUGGAAGGUCAGGCAGGUUGUGGCAAAACAUCUUUGUGUCGUUUCCUCAUUCAUGAAUGGUGUAAGACACUAGGCCCCCACAAGACAGUCUCAGCCAUUAAGGACCUGGAAAAUAUUGAUCUGGUUAUUCUUGUUGAAUUGAGAAGGACUCGGUCAGUCACUUUUGUAGAUUUUCUCAGACAUGAUUUGCUGUACGAUGUAUGCAGGGAUUUCAAGGAUGAAGAUCUUCGGUUUUUACUGGAUGACCUAAAGUUACUGAUUGUUAUUGAUGGUUUUGAUGAAAGAAAAGAUGAUAACUUAACAAUGGAUAUCUUCCAAACAUGCAAAAGUAAACGCAUUAUUCUUUCAACAAGAACAAAAUGCCUUGAUAAUGCUAAAAGUCUUGCCAAGAAAGAGAUGAUGACAUUUUUGUCAAUCAGCAUUUGUGGAUUUGACUACCCUGGACUGAAAGAAUUCUCAGAGAAAGUGUUUCAAGCCAUUGAAGAUAAUCCGGAAAAACGAAAGCAAGAGCUACAAGAAUUCCAGGGAUUGAUUGAUAAGAAGAAACAUAUUGUGAGAGCCAGACAGCACCUAGCAGACUAUCAACUUCCACUCACCAUUGCUUUUAUCAUAAUUCUUUGGAGAGACAAUCCAGAAGUUAUAAAUCAGAUCAGUACAUCAACAUCCUUGUAUUUGGAAAUAUUUAAAUUGUUUCAAAAGAAACUAAAAGAACGUCUGUGCAAACUUGGGAAAAUCAAAGGACUUAAUAAAAAGUUAGAUGCCCUGAUGUUACUCCUUGGUGACAUUGCAUGGAAGAUGCUAAAGGAAGGAAAUUAUAUGUUAACUGAUAACCUGUAUGAAGAUAUUAAGAAAGAAUGUAAAGAGAAGUCAGUGAAUUAUAUGGAACUUUUGUCUGCCUUUCUGAUGUGUGAAACCAAUUACAAUUCUGAUGUUGAUGACCUUGUCUUUAUGUUCUUACAUAAGACACAGAUGGAAUAUCUUGCAGCUGUAUACCUAUAUCAUCAAAUACAGAAGAGGAAGGAGACAGUUAAACAACUUUUCUCCCAAGCAGAAGACUGUCAAGAAGUCUUUGUGUAUCUGAUUGGUUAUAUGGUAAUUAAUAAACAUUUGGAUAGAGAUAUCAUAAGUGCCAUUGUUAAUGGUUUUGCGUACAAAACAAAUGAUUUCACAUUCUGGUGGGAAGUCUAUUCUGAGAGCCUAUAUAAUGAAGAGAUUGGAAGACUGAUUGUUAAUAAACAGUUACAAAGGAAAGAGUUGAUCCUAAAUGAUGAACAUAUUAUCUGUGGGCUUAGGUUCAUGAGCACAGACUUGACAAAAAAACUGACAGCUCUUACGGUAGAUCUUAGACAAGACCCUGAUGAUCUUCCACAGAUACUGGAGGCAUUGAAUGACAUAAAGAAACCUGAGAGGAAAUACAUCAGAACAACAUUAGAAUUUCAUAAGCACUAUCAGCUAGUGAACCAUAGUACCUCUGACAAAUAUCUAAUGCCGUUGAUUUCAUGGGGAAAUCUAACACACUUUGUAGGAAGCUUAGGCAAAGACGGAUGCAAGGUACUUUCUAAUUUCAAAAACCUGGUCAAUAUCAGUGCAAAGCUGUCUGAGCCUGAAGCUAUAAAUUCAAUGAGUUGCUCUUUGAAGAAGCUGAAGAAAGUACGAAAUUUACGAGUCGCCCUCUGCUUACCUCCUGGCUGUGUGCUACCUCCUGACUGUGAUCUGCAUCCCUGUGAUUCUUUAGAAGUGUGGUUUCAUAACAUGGCUGACGAGAAUAAGGAGUGGAUGGUGAAGGAUGUCCUCAACAAGGUAGUAGGAAUGAAUGGUUGCAAAAGAGUACAUCUUCAGAACAGUGAGCUCACUUUUAAUGCCUUGAUGUGGAUUGUAGAAAAUUUACAAGGCAUUGUGAUGGACAAGCUAAUGGUAGAAACAGCCUGGCUCAACGACAGUGAAAUGGAGAUUUUAAAUAAUAAAGCAAUUUUUGCAUUAGAGUUCCUUUAGAGAAACUGAAACUGCUUGUAGAUUUCAUUUUUAUGCAUUGUUACACACGUUUCCUACGCACAUGAAGGCCCUAUCCUCUGUUGUGCAGUUAUAAGUAACUUUCUGCAUGGAACAACACCUGGGUAAGUUAAAGGAGUAUAGUAUGUUAAGGGAUAAUAUUUGUUAUAUACAUUGAUUCAGUUAAAAUAAAUAUACUUGGAAUUAUUUAUAUUUACUUCUGUUUCAGAAACAUUUACUAUAGACAUUUUGCUGAUAAAUAAAACAUGAAUGGGGAUACUUUUAUUUAUUAAUAAGAGAAAUGAAGCAAUACCCUUAUAUUUUAUACCUUAAAUCUGUGACACUUUAUGCAUGUAUAACAAAAUUUACAUGUAGCUAACACCAUAUUUUAAGUACAUAUACCAUAUUCUCUUAAAGUGAUAGACUGUGAUGUGUAUACAUAAUUUCUAAUUAUGCUUUAUAUAUUUGGAGAAAAAAUAUAUAUAACUGUUGGAUGCAU